Anolis sagrei ordinatus is the source of this 2555-nucleotide messenger RNA. It is a transcript of the gene RAVER2, whose product is annotated as ribonucleoprotein, PTB binding 2. The record is from RefSeq and is a predicted model, not a curated record. Gene Ontology annotation, molecular function: mRNA binding. Gene Ontology annotation, cellular component: nucleus. Lineage: Eukaryota; Metazoa; Chordata; Lepidosauria; Squamata; Anolidae.
GGAAGAAGAGGGAAGGGGGCGGGCGAGGGCUUCCUCCCUCCUCUCCCUCUCUUUCCCUUUCUCUCUCUCUUUCUGGCCCCAUUCCCUCCUUCGGGCGGCGAGAGAGAGAGAGAGAAAGCGCCCUCGCCUCCGGGCCGGCAAAAUGGCGAUGUCGGCGGCGGCAACGGGGCGGGUUGGGGCGCAAGCGGGGGAGCCCCUGCUAUCCCCGGAGGAGGUCUCCCGCCGCCUGCGAGGGAUGCAUCGGGAGCUGAGCAACAGGCGCAAGGUCCUGCUCCGGAACCUGCCCGCCGAGAGCAGCAGCCAGGAAAUACAUGAUUUAUUAAAAGACUUCGAAUUGAAGUACUGUUAUGUUGACAAAAACAAAAGAACAGCUUUCGUUACUCUACUGAAUGGAGAGCAAGCUCAGAACGCAAUACAGCUGUUUCACCAACAUACUCUUCGAGGGAAAGAAAUAUCAGUACAGCUUCAACCAACUGAUGCUCUACUCUGCAUUACUAAUUUACCCACCUCCUAUACAUUACAAGAGUUUGAAGAGUUGGUCCGGCCCUAUGGCAACAUUGAGAGACAUUUCUUGAUUUACAGCGAAGUUACUGGCUAUUCCAAAGGCUAUGGCUUUGUGGAAUACAUGAAAAAGGAUUCUGCCGCUAAAGCUAGGUUGGACCUUUUAGGAAAACAAUUAGGUGGAAAUGUCCUCUUUGCACAAUGGAUGGAUGUUAACCAAUUAACUCCAAAACUGAUACAUUCAAAGUGUCUAUGUGUAGAAAACCUCCCUAUAGACUGCACCGAUUCAAACGAUCUGGUGCAAACAUUCUCAGCUAAACAUAAGCUUGUCUUCUAUCAGCUUGCCCAGGAGGAAGAUAGCUCUGUUGGUGGCUUUGCAGUCGUUGAGUAUGAAACAGCAGAGCAGGCAGAGGAAGUCCAGCAAAGCACAGAUGGUUUAACUAUCAAAGGGAAGAGUGUGCAUGUGUCAUACUGUGCUCCUGGAGCCCCAGGACGCAGCACACUUGCGACACUUAUAGCAGCACAGCGAAUGAUGAGGAACAACAGAAAGGGCUUGCUUCCAGAGCCAAAUGCAGUGCAGAUUAUGAAAAGCUUAAACACCCCAGCAAUGCUGCAGAUGUUACUACAACCUCAAUUACACGGAAGUCUUAACAAAUUUGUCCUUGGCGCUCCUGUGACUGUACCCCAUGUUGUAUCCCCAUUCGCCCCAGCAUUUGUACACUUGAAUAAAGUUCAUCAGGGACCAAUUCCUGGAAAUGCAUCCAGUUUGAUGUUACAGAAUCUCUCUCAUCUACAACUGGCACAACUAACGAAGACUGAAAAUAUUCAUACUAACACUAAACCUAGCUUACUUGGAGAGCCUCCAGCAGUUCUGCUUCAGACAAUGCUAGGAAUGGGGGCUGCGCCACAAGUAACUGCAGACAUUGGGAGCCAUGGAGAAGCACGCAAUUUAUCAAAUACGGCUCAAACACCGGUCGCAACAGGGAUGGGCAUGAUGCCAUUCUUCCCAAGUCAGCACGUGGCUGGCCAAGCGAUGCCGAGGCCAAACAGCGCACAGGAGAAGCUGCCACCUGGAGUGGGGCUGACAGAAGGCACUGGCUCUGGAUCACAGCCGUAUCGGCCGAGCUUGACAAAUGCCACUGCUGGAGGCCUGAGAGCGGGACAUCUCACACCACAGAGCCAGCCAAAGAGCGUGGACUCUGCCCUGGGGAAUUCUUUGAAAAACCAGACCUCUCUGCUGGGAGAUCCUCCCAAAGAAAUCCACCUUAGUACAAAUCCCUACUUGAACUUGGCCAGUGUGCUGCCGUCUGUGUGCCUUUCGGCCAUGAGCAACAAGGCCAGUAAUGCUAAGCAGCAAGCUGGACUUUCAAAUACCUCCUUCGAUACGGCAGCUGCUCCCGGAAGCACUUCGCAGCAAACGGUGGACAACUAUUUCAGCUAUUCGCCUCAAUACGGAGAUUACACACAGGAUUCUCUCCAGCAGUGGUAUCAACAGUACGCACAGGCAUAUCAUACCAUUCAGUCUAGAGUAGGAGAAUUAGAAAAUGAUGGCACAGAGGAAUCUGAUGGGGCUGUUUAUGGGGACUACAGUACCUACCUGCAGGUCAUGCCUUCUUAUUAUGCUACCACUCAAGCAUCCUUCCCUCCAGGCGUCUUGCCACUUACACCUCAAAAUCCACUGAAGAUGGCACCAAUCAGAAGUGAAAAGCGAGGCUCUUCGUACCUCAUCUCCACUCCGGAAGAGAAUCCUGUGGAAUAUGUGGGCCAACACGCUCAGGGCUCGGGAGUGCAUUACGCAGAAUUGUAUCUUAAAAGAAAACGUGUUUAUUGACAUCACUAUCUUGCUUGUAGACAAAGUCACUUCAUACUAUUCUUACCAUCCAUUUUCUUCACUUUCAAUAAGUAUUGUAGAUAUUUUUUUUAAAAAAAUCUAUAUAGGAAGUUCAUUUUUCUAAGGAAAACUUAUAUGUAAUAAGCAAGAGGGGGGUGGAUGUUACUCCCCAGACUAGAUUGUAUCUGCUGGAUGACAAUUAAAUUUCUUUAAGAAAUGGCAG